Messenger RNA from Echinops telfairi (small Madagascar hedgehog), 786 nucleotides. It is a transcript of the gene CD3E, whose product is annotated as CD3e molecule. NCBI's taxonomy places the organism in Eukaryota, Metazoa, Chordata, Mammalia, Afrosoricida, Tenrecidae. Gene Ontology annotation, cellular component: membrane; alpha-beta T cell receptor complex; external side of plasma membrane. Gene Ontology annotation, molecular function: transmembrane signaling receptor activity. Gene Ontology annotation, biological process: positive thymic T cell selection; cell surface receptor signaling pathway. The record is from RefSeq and is a predicted model, not a curated record. The transcript has 9 exons. Bases 67 to 564 code for a protein of 165 amino acids.
GGGCUCUGCCUCUUACCAGGUGGUGCUUGGGGGCAGUCAGAGGGCGAAGAAACUGCUGCACCUUCAAUGAAGAAAUUUAAAGUCUCCAUCUCAGGGACCACAGUCCUGCUGACCUGCCCCGAGGACGACGACGCUGAAGUAAAGUGGGAGAAAGACGGUGUGCUGCUUAAAGACAGAAACGAAAACCUGUUGGAGCUGAAGGACUUCUCAGAAGCGGAGGACAGUGGCUAUUACGUCUGCUCCAAAAACCCGCCGGAUACGAAGCAUUAUCUCUACCUGAAAGCAAGAGUGUGCGAGAACUGCAUGGAGGUGGACCUCAUGGUGGUGGUCGCCAUCAUCAUAGCUGAUAUCUGUUUCACGCUGGGCCUGCUGCUGAUUGUUUAUUACUGGAGCAAGAAUAGAAAAGCCAAGGCCAAGCCUGUGGUGCGAGGAACAGCGGGUGCUGGCGGCAGACCCAAGGGACAAAACAAGGAGAGGCCACCGCCUGUCCCCAACCCGGACUAUGAGCCCAUCCGGAAGGGCCAGCGCGACGUGUACGCCGGCCUGAACCAGAGAAAUGUCUAAGGACUCCCGAUGACCCCUGGCCUCUCACCACCCAGGUCCACUAUGGGACUCUCUGGAGAUGGACAGCCCCAUUCACGGAGCCUGGCCCAAAGCCAGCCCUGGGUUUUCUCCCCUCUGCCUCUCCUCUAGGGACCUGGACAGUCGCUUGCACCUCCCCCAGGAAUGCUCUAGCUCCUUGUCAGCUGAAAAGAAAGCAUAAUAAUAAAGUGUUUAUGUCUGAAA